Molecule: messenger RNA, 5241 nt
Organism: Chelonia mydas (Green sea turtle)
Lineage: Eukaryota; Metazoa; Chordata; Testudines; Cheloniidae
Gene: BPGM
Product: bisphosphoglycerate mutase
Exons: 5
Coding region: 339-1103 (254 amino acids)
Biological process (GO): glycolytic process
Molecular function (GO): intramolecular phosphotransferase activity
Source: RefSeq, a predicted model, not a curated record
CAGCCCUCGGCCCGUCUCUGAUAGGGAGCGGCCCGGCUAUUUAAUGAGUGACAGCUCGACACCCCGCUCACACGGGAGCGCUCUGGGAGCCAGUUUGAGCCGCGGCUAGCGUGUGGGGCUGCUGCCGGCUGCAGGCGGGCACUGCGCUGAUAUUGCUGGGUGGCGGCUUAGCUCCUCCUGCUCUCGGCCAGAUAGCUUCAUACUGAGGUCAUGAUGUUCUUCUGACGGCAGCUCCAGUCUCUGUGCCUGGGGGUUUGUGUAAGUGGAAUACAUUUGCAAUAGUUCAGAUGGAUCAUCAUUAAAUACUAGACUGUAAGCUGAGUGAAGCCAGAAUCAAAAUGACUAAGUACAAACUUGUUCUGUUAAGACACGGAGAAGGAGCCUGGAACAAAGAGAACCGCUUUUGCAGCUGGGUGGAUCAGAAGCUGAGCAGCAAUGGGAUAAAGGAAGCUCGGAACUGUGGGAAACACCUCAAAGCGCUAGGUUUUCAGUUUGACCAGGUGUUUACAUCCAUCCUAAGCCGUUCUAUUCAGACUGCUUGGCUGGUGUUAGAAGAGAUGGGGCAAGAAUGGGUUCCCACCCAAAGUUCAUGGCGUCUGAAUGAACGCCACUACGGUGCACUGAUAGGUCUCAACAGAGCAGAAAUGGCUCUGAACCAUGGUGAAGAGCAAGUGAAAAUAUGGAGAAGAAGCUAUGAUGUUACUCCACCUCCCAUAACUGAAUCUCAUCCUUACUACAAAGAGAUCUAUGAUGAUCGCAGAUAUAAAUGCUGUGAUGUGUCGCAGGACAAACUCCCAAUGGCUGAAAGCUUAAAAGAAGUUCUGGAGAGACUCCUUCCUUAUUGGAAUGAAAAGAUAGCACCAGAACUGAAAAGCGGCAAAGUGAUCCUUAUAUCUGCUCAUGGAAACAGCACGAGGGCACUGCUCAAGCAUCUGGAAGCUCCCAAGUUCCCCAAAGACGUCUCUCUGCAGUGUCCAGUCCCUCUUCCUGGACACUCACAAAAAGGUAUUGUGUUUGCUGCCUCAAAAGAGGGCCCAUCAGCCUGUCAGGUGAGCUGGAGACACGUACUUCACUUCAGUGUAACAGCACGGCAUCUCCGAUGAGGAUAUAGUUAAUGUUACCCUCCCCACUGGCGUGCCUGUGCUCCUUGAACUCGAUGAGAAUCUGCGCCCUCUUGGCCGUCACCAGUUUCUAGGUGAUCAAGAGGCUAUCCAAGCUGCCAUCAGAAAAGUGGAAGAUCAAGGGAAAGUCCAACCUGUUGAGAAGAAAUAACGCUUCCAGAUGCUGCCCCCACUCCCUUGUGUGUUUGUGUGUGUGUGGUAAUAAGUAGUGCUUUGUGAGUGUUAAGUUGCACUUUGUGAGCUUGUUAAUUUUAAAUAUUAAUUAGGAGCGCUAGUUAUGCGUUCGGUUAGUAGAGCAGCCUUUCACCUUUGGUGACUAGAAUUCAAAUCCCUGUGUGGAUUACAGGUGAAGAGGAGGUGGCUGAUUUCAUCCUAAGCGGUAGUAAGGACACCAUAAAAUUGCAACAGAGUCUGCCACAAAUCUUUGCUCAAGAAAGGCCCAAGCCAGCAAUAUGGUAGGGUAUAUUACAGGUCAGGAUUAAGAAGUAUUGGCAGAGCUCUGUGGGGAAAGCUUGCACUGCAGGACACCUGGCUCCCAGUAACAUUUGAAGUCGCUCACUUUCACAAGCACUAAAUACUUACUUUUUGCAAACUGGGAGCAUUAGGUAGUAAAGUGCCAGUUAGAUUGUUCUUUACUGGGAGACCUGUUAAGAAGCCUGUGGCACUAGCAUAUACAUUACAGGCAGUUCUCUGUUCGUCUUAUUGCAGUGACGCUGCUGUGGUUGAGAGUGCACUUUUGCUAGCAGCUCAUUUUUGAAGUACAAAAAAGUAUCUUGUGGCUUGACUCUUCCAAGGCUAGUUCUUGUUCCAGAAGAAGCGCAAUCCUACUAAUCACACAAGGGAGUGGGGUGUGCUUGGAAGAAGUAGUCUCUCUACCAUUCCCCCUUCACCUUGCUUUCAAAACCAGUUUUUAGGGCUAAAUUCUGCUAGGUUGCACCAGUGAUAGGUGAAGGAUGGCCCAGUGGUUGGGGCACUGGCCUGGGAUGAGGGGAAACCAGGUUCAACUCCCUACUCUGCCACAGACUUUGUGUGACCUUGGACAAGUCACUUAGCCUCUCUGGGUAUGUUGACACAGGCCACAGCAGCGAGCCUUCUGGGUCAACAGACACGGGCUUAAGCUAGUGCUCUAAAAAUAGCUCUGUAGACAGCACUUGGAAGGGGUGGCUUGGGCUCUGAAGCCUUGGGAGAAGGGUUAGAGUGCUAGUGUAAGCCCUGCUAGAUUGAGUCUGUCAGCCCAGGCUGGGAAGCUUGCUUCUGCAGGCUGUGUAUACCAUACCCGUAGUGCCUCAGUUCCCAUCUGUGAAAUGGGGCUCCCAGAGAGGAGGCGGGCACCCCUGUGAUAAAACCACCCAUUGAAAUGACACUCCUGCAACCAGGUUGUUCAUGGGAUAUGUACACAUGCAUGCACACCCAUGUAAACCUAGUGGGAUUUCACUGAUGUAACUCAGCAGACUUUAGCCCUCAAAACAAGGAGCACAAAGAGGUUAGUGCAUGAACAGAACUUCAGACUUGUCAUGGACUUAGCCCUUAAUUAGAACAAGUAACCCGGAUAGGUUUCAGGCGCUUAACAGCAUCUACAGGCUUGAUCCAACUCCCAUUAGUCACUGAUAACACUGACUUGACUUGAAUAGGGCGUGAUCCAAACCUUUGAAAUUCCCCACUUCCACCACUCUGUGGCACUCCAGAUAAGGGCUAGAGAGUGGUCUCCACUGAACUGUUUACAAACAUUUUUGCAAGUGAGAUUACCACGGUGUUACCAAAAUUAACUCCUUGCAGGAGCCAAUACUGAAGAGAUUGUAAUGGUGAGUAGUGUAUGUAUGUGCAGUGCUACUCCAGGAAAUAAAUACAGCUGUUUCAUUGUGUGAUCCUAUAAACAGUAGAGAACAUUAAAAUUUACUUCCGAGUUCAUUCCGGUGAACCUCUUAUCACUAUUACCUACUGCAGUGUGUGGUGUCUUAAUUUCCUUUUUAAAAACCAAAAAAACCCAACUUUAUGCUUGGGGUUUUUUUUACAGGCACUCUUGUCAGGAAAUUCCACGUUAUGAACCUUACUCUAGUUUCUCUUGUGCUGAUGUAAAACCGUUGUAGCUUAAAUCUGAAUCCGUCCCAGUAACUGAACUCUUUCAGUGGUCCAAAUUCCGCCCUCCGUUGCACAUAGGCCCCACUGACUUCAAUGGAAAUUGCAUGUGCCUAUUUGAAGGCAGAAUUUUGCCCUUCGUUUUUCAGUGCAGCCAACCUAUGACUGCUGAGGGAACAACUGUGAAUUCCCUGAGUGCAAUGCCUGUAAAAAUCUCACAUGGAGCUGUUUGCAGUGAGUGGCUUGUUUUAAUUGGAUUUUUAUAGGUUCAAGAAAAUGACUGCCUCCUGGCGAAUCGAGCAGCCUUGCACUUCUUUAGCACUCUGACUUUCAGAGCAUAGUAGUAGUUUGUGUCACUAAAGCAUGCUGAUUGUAACAGACCAUAUUGCUCGGUAUCUUUCCUUUACAUGAAUGGCAUUUGGACUCCUAGGGUUUUUUGUUUGUUUGUUUCUAUUACACUUGCAAAAGGGGGCUGGUUGCAGUCUCUUCUGUUUUUAAGAUUGUUUCUCUUUCUAACAUAUGAAGUCACAGUUUACUUUAAUCCUCAAAUGUAUUGUGCACUAGACGAGAACCUCUAUGCAAUCCCCUAUUCUUGUGACAUUGAUAAGCAACCUACAGCCUGAUGUAUGGUUUUUUUGUAUAUAUUAUUCAUCUGUAUAUGGUGUUUGAGUCAUAAAUGAUCUCCUCCACAGUAGCAUCAGUACGUUGGCUGCCGAUCAGUGAAUGUUCACUUUCCAGAGCCUUACUGAAGAGCUCCAUCACUAACAGGGCUGUCUCUUUGGUGUGACAACUGACACUAGCGCUGGUAAAGACAUUCAUGAAGCAGCACUACCACCGACUUCAGCAGGAGUGGAGUCCCUCAUCCGUAUGCUUUGAGAUGAACUUAGGGGUCUGAACAUGGUGUGGGGGAGUGAAAAGAAAUAUGGGUAAUCUAGUAUUUUUUGUAGAGAAUAAUUAGUAUAGUUUUGCAACCAAGACUACCAGCACCACUUGCUGCCCUCCGCUAUAUACACACAACUCCCAUUGACCACCCUGGGAUCCAUGGACAUGGAGCUGAGGCCAGAGCAUGGCUCUUGGCUGUUUACCAUACUGCAAUGCCAAAGCAGUGCAACAUAGGAAUUUUUGAGAACUGGAGAUGCUGUAGCUACAGUGUAAUGCUCAGAAUGCUGAUAAAUAAGCCAGACUGCGCGGGCGUUUCACAUAACAUAAGGGCAGGUCUAGAUAUCAGUGUCUCAUGCUCUCCCGCAGAAGGGAAAGGAGCACUGAUCUUAGGAACACCUGACCUUUAAGUAGAAGGGUUGGAAGGAAAGUGCUGAGUAAAUGUUCAGAAGCCUUAGGUUCAGCAGCCAGCCAAGCGGGGCAAAUCGAAAAUGGUUUCAAAUGGAACUUGUUUUUUUUGUUUUGUUUUUUUUUUGCAAUGCUCUUAACUCAAGAGGCAGUGGUGUAGUGCAGCAGGAAGUUGGACUGCAGUUGUUUGGGCUGAGACUCCAUUUGAUGACAAAGCAGCUCGCCAAGGUUCAGUACCCAUGCUCUUCAGCAUUGCCAGCGCAGGGAGCAACAGACCGAGACCUUGAUCUUCUCCUGGGGGCUAUAAAAUGCCCCUCAAUAGGGGGAAGAAUUGGAGGCCCAAGCCAGGCGUUUCUGAGCACUUACCAGCACUGGUCUCUUGGCAUCCUUUGUAACUAUAUCAUUGAUGCACAAUGGGGGAUGGGGGGUGCAUACUUGAGGACAGAAGCCAGCAUUCAUGGGCAAGGGGGCCUGAUCUACAGGCUCUGUUAUCUUACAGCAAAGGGAUGGAUGAGAAGCAGCCUAGUGACCCGUCCCAAUCCAUGAUUAGAAGAUGAAUUUUCCCUUGAUCGAGCUUAAGAGCUCUGGAAAUAAUACAGCAUUUCCACAGCUGACGACAUAGGCAUGGUUGGUUUGCUUAUGUGUUUGGAAUGUGUGGUUUGUUGUGUGAUCCUGUUGAGAACACUUGUAAAUAUUUACUUGUAGAGUUGGCAAAUUCUUUAAAAUUCAAUAAACCAUCUGAAAUACAACUUUAAAA